AUGGUUCCUCCUCAAGAAAAAAAACUGAAGCAAUCCAACUCUUUGGAACAGCUAAAAUCUACCGGUACCGUGGUUGUCUCCGACACCGGUGACUUCGAGUCCAUCGCCAAAUACACCCCUCAAGAUGCCACGACCAACCCUUCGUUGAUCUUGGCCGCUGCCCAAAAGGAGGCCUACGCCAAGUUGAUCGACACCGCCGUCCAGUACGGUAAGAAGAACGGCUCUACUCUAGCCGAGCAGACCGAAAACGCCGUCGACAUGUUGCUGGUCGAAUUCGGUAAGGCCAUCCUACAGAUCGUUCCAGGCCGUGUUUCCACCGAAGUGGACGCGCGUUUGUCGUUCGACACCAAGGCCACCGUCGACAAGGCCCUGCACAUCAUCAAGCUGUACGAGUCGUUCGGCAUCAGCAAAGAGCGUGUGCUCAUCAAGAUCGCCUCCACCUGGGAAGGUAUCCAGGCCGCCAAGGAGCUAGAAGAGAAGUACGGCAUCCACGUCAAUUUGACUUUGCUAUUCUCGUUCGGCCAAGCCGUUGCCGCCGCCGAAGCUAAAGUCACCUUGAUUUCUCCCUUCGUUGGCAGAAUCCUCGACUGGUACAAGGCCAACAAGAAGCAGGAGUACACCGCCGAGACCGACCCAGGUGUGAUCUCCGUCAAGAAGAUCUACAACUACUACAAGAAGCACGGCUACAACACCAUUGUUAUGGGUGCCUCUUUCAGAAACACCGGCGAAAUCCGCGCUUUGGCCGGUGUCGACUUCUUGACCAUUUCUCCAGGUUUGUUGGAAGAGCUCCUCAACUCGGAAGAGCCAGUGCCUCAGGUCUUGGACCAAGAGUCCGCUAAGGCCGACGGUGACGACAAAGUGUCUUUCAUUAACGAUGAAGCUGCCUUCAGAUAUGACUUGAACGAGGACGCCAUGGCCACCGAAAAGUUGUCCGAGGGUAUCAGAAAGUUCUCUGCUGACAUUGUCACUUUGUUCGACUUGAUCGAAGCCAGAAUCCAACAGGCUUAA
This is a messenger RNA of Lachancea meyersii CBS 8951, 1008 nucleotides long. Lineage: Eukaryota; Fungi; Ascomycota; Saccharomycetes; Saccharomycetales; Saccharomycetaceae. The record is from the annotation of a GenBank genome assembly.